AUGGAAAAGGACAUCUGCUAUCGAAAACGAAGGAGUGGAAAAGUCGUCUACGAUGAUUGCGUACUCGAGGACUCGUUGUCCCAAGGUGACUGGCACAUCGAGGAGGACCCAAACGUGGACUACGAGAGACUCAGAGAAUUGGUUGAUCCGAAUACGUCGUACAUUGAGCGGUUAGUAGCAAACACUAGCUGCAGAAUAGCGUUGCAGGAGGAUCCUCCGAAAUACAGGCAGAAGAAGAUUCUGGAAGCAGCACAAAGAAAAACGAGUCUAAAGAAGUGCCGCACGGAUCUCCGCGAAUAA
Necator americanus (New World hookworm) is the source of this 300-nucleotide messenger RNA. RefSeq lists its product as uncharacterized. The record is from RefSeq and is a predicted model, not a curated record. Lineage: Eukaryota; Metazoa; Nematoda; Chromadorea; Rhabditida; Ancylostomatidae. Bases 1 to 300 code for a protein of 99 amino acids. The transcript is spliced from 2 exons.